Molecule: messenger RNA, 540 nt
Organism: Beauveria bassiana ARSEF 2860
Lineage: Eukaryota; Fungi; Ascomycota; Sordariomycetes; Hypocreales; Cordycipitaceae
Exons: 2
Coding region: 1-540 (179 amino acids)
Source: RefSeq, a predicted model, not a curated record
AUGUCUCCAACCUCGUUUCAUGGGAUGCCGCCAGUGACCACAUUGAGGACAUGGACCACAGAUUCAAUCAGGUCUGAGUCAGCUUGGCCUUAUGUCAGGCACCUCAUUAAAUCUUAUUCAAAUCGGCCGUAUAACAGGGGCCACGUUGUACAGGCCUCCAUCAGUUACAUGCCGAACAUCAUAUCAAGUGUCGAUGAGACUGAUUCUCCAGCACCAGCUCCCUCUCUACCUUCGCUCCCAUCCCUCCCUCCAAACGAAGCUAGGCCGACGGCCAACGACCCAACGACACAGCAAGACUGGGGGCAGUGCCACGCGCUCCAUCCCCUACGCAUCAAGAAGCAAGUUCCCCAGACGGCCGGCCACCGUGCAGCAGAUGCUCACGGCGGCUCCAUGGAGACAUGUCAGGGCCGGCCGUGUUACCAGAUGUGUCUCGUCUUCAGUGUUCUGUUUGUACCGCCGCCUUCCAGGCAAUGCGCCACUCCGCACUCGAGCUCAGAUCACAAAGAGAGAGACUGCAUCGGGCAUGAGCGCUCGGUGUAA